Molecule: messenger RNA, 369 nt
Organism: Puccinia graminis f. sp. tritici CRL 75-36-700-3
Lineage: Eukaryota; Fungi; Basidiomycota; Pucciniomycetes; Pucciniales; Pucciniaceae
Exons: 2
Coding region: 1-369 (122 amino acids)
Source: RefSeq, a predicted model, not a curated record
AUGCAACGCUCCUCGGAUGGUGUUUCCAAGUUGGCAAGUGGAGAUGAUCGGACACUUUCAAAGCUCUAUAACAUCCCUCCACCAGUACGACAACAGUUGCAAGACAUGGUCCAGCCUGGGGCUGGGGUGAGUCCCAACACCCUCGACAAAAUCAAAGAACAUCUGGCCACCAUCAUUCGGACUCAGCAAGAAACCGUCCAAUGCAUAGACGACCUUGAAAAUGCCGUCCUUGGACUACUGAGGCUCUUCGCACCCACUAAGGAUCUGCUGGCAAGGUUUUAUGAAGACAUCCAGGCUCGUCCUCAAGCACCCCUCCAACAACCUCGCCAACAGCGUCACCAUCCCCACAACAUGCGAAACCACCAAUAG